Messenger RNA from Galendromus occidentalis (western predatory mite), 2255 nucleotides. Its product is annotated as amidophosphoribosyltransferase. The transcript is spliced from 8 exons. NCBI's taxonomy places the organism in Eukaryota, Metazoa, Arthropoda, Arachnida, Mesostigmata, Phytoseiidae. The record is from RefSeq and is a predicted model, not a curated record. Gene Ontology annotation, molecular function: amidophosphoribosyltransferase activity. Gene Ontology annotation, biological process: purine nucleobase biosynthetic process. The coding region runs from base 46 to 1572 and encodes 508 amino acids.
AGUCAUUAUUUUUUGAUCUCCUUCUUCACUCUGCCCAUUCGGAAGAUGAGUUCUCCAGACACGCAUUCGGUGCGCGAUUUUGAGGACGACGAUGAGUUGAGACAUUACUGUGGAGUGUUCGCCGCGAUCGGAGGCGGGGAAUGGCCGUCGCCGAUGGAUGUGGCUCACACGAUCUGCCUCGGGCUGGUGGCACUACAACACAGAGGUCAAGAGAGCGCAGGCAUGGUCACCAGUAAAGGCGGGAACGUCAAGACGUUUGCUGUCCAUCGAGGCAUGGGACUCGUCAGUAAUGUUUUCAAUGAGCCGUCCAUGGUAAAACUCCAUGGUAACCUCGGGGUGGGUCACACAAGAUACUCCACCGUCGGAGGCUCGGAGCACGAAAACGCUCAACCGUUCGUAGUUCACACAAACCACGGGCUCUUGGCCAUCGCUCACAAUGGUGAGCUCGUCAAUGCUUUGAAGCUGCGCAAAAGAAUUCUCAAUGCAGGAAUUGGACUCACGACAGGGUCGGAUUCCGAGCUGAUCAUGCAGAUCCUCUCACAACCUCCACCGGACGCAUCAGAAAGAGACGGGGCCGACUGGCCUGCGAGAAUACGGAACCUCAUGUCUUUGACUCCGACAGCCUAUUCUCUCGUCAUGAUGCACGAUGACACCAUCUACGCGGUCAGAGACCCUUUCGGGAAUAGACCGUUGUCGAUAGGCAUCGUUCUACCGCCUAACGGGCCUCGAGAUCCUUCUAGACCGGAAGACUCCGCAGAGGGUUGGGUCGUUUCCUCUGAGAGCUGCGCUUUUAAAUCUGUCGGUGCUCAGCUCUAUCGCGAAGUACUUCCGGGUGAGAUCGUCGCUCUCACGAGCUCUGGACCGUCGACCUGCUGCAUUGUCCCGCGACCUUUCCCUGUGGAUCCAGCGUUUUGCAUUUUCGAGUAUGUCUACUUCGCUCGACCAGAUUCGAUAUUUGAAGGCCAGAUGGUCUACAACGUGCGUAUGGAGUGUGGCCGACAGCUGGCGAGAGAGGCGUUUGUCGACGCCGAUAUUGUAUCCACUGUACCCGAAUCAGCGACUCCUUCAGCUCUAGGUUUCUCUCAAUUGACCGGAAUUCCGUAUGCGGAAGUUCUGUGUAAAAAUCGCUAUGUAGGACGAACCUUCAUCCAGCCAUCGACGAGAUUGCGGAAACUUGGAGUGGCGAAGAAGUUUGGACCCCUCUCGGACAAUUUCGCCGGGAAGCGGAUCAUUCUCAUCGACGAUUCGAUUGUGCGGGGCACAACGAUCGGCCAGAUUGUCAAAUUGUUGAAGGAUGCCGGGGCUAAGGAGGUUCACAUACGAAUCGCCUCUCCACCGUUGCACUAUCCGUGCUACAUGGGCAUCAACAUUCCAACAUCUGACGAACUGAUUGCCAAUAAACUAAAUCCGAACCAGCUGGCGGAAGAGGUUGGGGCGGAGAGCCUCAUCCACCUCUCCGUUGAAGGUCUAGAAGCCGCCGUACGUAAGAACAUCGAUCGCUCUAAAGUCAAGGAAAUCGGUCACUGCACUGCUUGUCUCACGGGCAAGUACCCCGUCAGCAUUGACUUCUAGUUCGCUGUUGUUCAUCUCCGAAUGAGUGUUUUGGAUUCUCCUAAUCAGUCGUCGCAAUCUUUCUCGCCAUAAGCCGCGGAAGGCUCACGACACAAAAAAUAUCAACAGCCUUUCUGGCGUAGCCGACGCAGGGAGCAUGCGCUAAGACGAAGCACGCGCUCAAGGAAGAAGACAGAAUACAGAAUAAUAUUCACUUAUUCUAAGUGAAUAAGUGAACACAGAGCAAACUCGUUCUAACAAACUCCAAGGACGGGACAAUUACGUACACCUUGUUCUACUUUCGGGACUCUUUGCGAAAAUGGGAAAACUACAUGAGAAACUCAAUGUAGCUCUGCUUCCAGGUAGUCGAAUAGAAAGAAAUGUUCUUAGGUCCUCAUUAGGGCGAUUUUUAUACGAUUUUUCGAAAAGGAGCCGGGGAAUCGGUUCCGAGAAUGAUUCAGACUGGGCUGUUUGAAAAAGGUAAUGGAUGUUCAAAAAAUUGCUGCCCAAGGACAACCUUAUGAUUUUUCAAUAGGUUUAAUGAUUCAUGUAUCUAGACGACUGUUCAUAUUUUCGAUCAGAGCUACCAGUGAUCUACCUUAGGCGCUCCGUCGCUCCAGACGACAGACAUAUGAAUCCCGCAGUCGGCUCACAGCUGACGAUUCAUUAAAUGUGUACAUAUUAAUAAAUUCAUAUCUCUUGAA